UUAUCAGUUCGUUGUAAACUCAUCUGGAGUCAGCAUCCCAAAGCUUGUUACGGGUGCAAUAGCGACUGUAAUUGUAAUUUUUCUUGUUAGGAAAAAAUCCAAAUUUUUUGAAGUGGCUUUAAAAUAUCAGUUUAAGCAGUGGCUUUUUUAAAUAUUCUGAUCAUAGGAGCAAUAUACAAAUACAAUAAGCUUUUCCGAAGAACAAUCAUGUUGGACAGCAAGCUCAACAACAUCCGUUUCGAGACAAUAUCUAGCAAAUACUACGACGAUGUGAUCGAGCAUCUCCGGCAGACGUUCUUUGCCGAUGAACCGCUGAACAAGGCGGUCAAUCUUACCCGUCCAGGCCAGGGCCACCCACUCCUAGAACAGCAUAGUUUAUCUACCCUUAAGGACAACGUUAGCAUUAUGGCUAUUUCCAACGAUGGCGACAUUGCCGGGGUAGCACUGAAUGGUAUUCUCUACGGAAACACUGAUAUUGAAAAAUCCCGGGAGAAACUGAACGAGAUUCAGGAUGAGAGUUUUAAGAAAAUUUUCAAACUAUUGUACGAGCAGAACUUGAAGAUAAACCUGUUCAAACAGUUCGAUGUGGACAAAAUUUUCGAGAUAAGAAUACUCUCCGUAGACUCAAGAUUCCGCGGAAAGGGACUAGCAAAGAAGCUCAUUGAAAAAAGCGAAGAACUUGCUUUGGAUCGUGGAUUUCAGGUUAUGAAAACCGAUGCCACCGGAGCAUUUUCGCAACGUGUAGUUAGCUCACUUGGUUUUAUAACCAAGUGCGAGAUUAACUACACAGACUACUUGGAUGAGAAUGGUGAGCAAAUUUUCGUGGUUGAUCCACCCCACGAGAAGCUAAAAAUUAUGUGCAAAGUGAUCAACUAAGCGGACAGUGAGAUAUUUUGUAAUGCUAAAAUGGCACCAUGCCAGCAGUGGAGCAAACGUACUAGUCAGUGACAAUAGAAAUAUCGAUAAUCAUGAUAUUGAAAAAGAGAUAUUCAGAAUGUAAUCAAUGUAUCCAAUGAUAAGCAAAUCGUCAUUCGAUGAAAAGAAAUCAUUAAGAUAUUGUUGCCAUUUUCGGUGAUUUUAGUUGACGUGUGUUAAAUGAACAUUAGUCGAAAAUGUUCAAAUUAUUCAAAUAGUUUAAUACUUAAACAGCUUUGAGUGUUUUCAUGGUUAUAUAGGACAGUUAGUAAAACUUUUGACCAGUUGAUGAACGGUGCCAGUUUACAGUUUUGUAUUUUGGAGGAUAUUAAAAAUAUCAAAUAAAUACGUACAAACAAUUAACAUGAACCACCACACAAACCGACCAAUUUUGAGUGAUCAUAUUGAUUAUAUUAGCAACUACCCAGUCCACAAUGGCUUGAAGCCAAAAUAAAGUCAUCAACCUACAUGUAUGAACCAACUGUAGAACACAGAACAUAAAAUAAACGGUAGAGUUACCAAAUGUAUACGCAUGCAUAAAU
Aedes aegypti (yellow fever mosquito) is the source of this 1457-nucleotide messenger RNA. RefSeq lists its product as uncharacterized. The coding region runs from base 208 to 876 and encodes 222 amino acids. The record is from RefSeq and is a predicted model, not a curated record. Gene Ontology annotation, molecular function: N-acetyltransferase activity. NCBI's taxonomy places the organism in Eukaryota, Metazoa, Arthropoda, Insecta, Diptera, Culicidae. The transcript is spliced from 5 exons.